AUGCGGAAAAAUAAGAGAGGUGGUGAGGAUCUCACAAGAAGCUCACAUGGGAACAGAAGAGCUAAGCGGGCAACGAUGAUCUCAAAAGAAUCUCACGAAGGAAUAGAAGAGACAAUCCAGAUCUCAGGCAACUUACAUGGGGACUCGAAUCAAGAUGUCUUGGCUGAGCUCAGUGAUGAAGUUAAAUCAAAUAUGUCGAAAAGUGUUGCCUCACUUGCUGUGUGCAGUGGGGACACACUGUUAUUCGCAUGCUCAGGCAUAGCUAUAGAGCGUGAAUUAUAUGUUACAAAGUUUGUGACUUCACCAAAAUUGGCCCUAGUUUUCAACAGUGCUAGAAUCGAAAAGAAGCAUGACAACGUAAAGAUUGAGGUGCGCCAUGUAGGCAGUGAGGUUUACCAGGGUUUCUUAGACAGCGAUGAUGUAGAUGAACACUUUUCUGUUGUCAAGGUCAAGACCUUCCUUGAUGUUAAUGUUGGACUUAUUGAGCAUGCUGAGGGGAUUCUGCCUUAUGGUAAGGUGGUAGUUCUAGGGCGUGGCACCUCCGGUGAAUUAAUGGCAAAAAGUGUGAUACUGGCUGGCGACGUAAGUUGGCCUAAAUAUAAUGAAGAUCCUGUGUUGUCUGUGGCUAAAAUAACGAAGGAUUGGGAAGUUUAUAAAACUGGUAUCGAGCAUAGUCUGUUUGGGGAUGUAGACAAGAUGGGUUACCCCAAGCUACCAGUAACUAUGCUGGAUGAUGGCUUGGUUUUGGUUAAUACUUUUGAAGACACCUUUGGCGACGUAUGGGGUGAAGGUGUCUGGAGGGAACUUGGGAAAAAUGCUUCUGACAUAAGUCGCAUUGUUGUCGCACUUGCUUCCUUCGCGGGUGAAAAAAUGUUUUCUGCAUGCACGGGUUUUUUUAUUCGAUGGAAUGGCUCAACAACCAUUCUGACAUCUGCAAGCCUGGUUAGAGAUCGUUGUGAUGAAAGCAAGAUUGUUGAAAACUUGACGAUUAAAGUAUUGCUUCCAAACAAACUUGUCCGAAAAGGGAACAUAGAGCAUUACAGUCUACAUUACAAUGUCGCUCUAGUCAGUGUCGAGGAUUGCCGUGUUAUCCGACCAGCAAAGAUUCAGCUUGAUUGUAUUGGUAUUUCCCGUGUAGCAGCUGCAGGGCGUUGCUUCAGAUCAGGCACGAUAAUGGCCACAAGUGGGCGUCUGGUUUCCUGGUCAGGCAGGCUUGAUUGCAAGUUCAUUUUACGCUCCACAUGUAAAAUCAGUAAGGCCGGGAUUGGAGGACCCCUUUUUAAUAUGCGUGGAGAAAUUAUCGGCAUGAACUUCUAUUCAGAGAAAAUAGGCACCCCAUUCCUGCUAUGGAAUGAGAUUGGCAACAUCCUGGCAUAUUUUAAGGAAAAGAGGUGGCCUGUGCCGAUGCCAUGUUGGCGUGAUCUUGACGAUCCAUCUUGGAGCUAUCCUGAUGAUUGGAUUACGGAUGCACCCAGGGAUGAGCCGAACAUUGAAAUCCCACCUGGCGAGGAGUUCAGAUACGGAUACAUAGGGGGAACGAGAUAUAGAAACCUUGUAGAGGAGUGCUGGGUUCCCAUGACCAAGAAGUGGUGACAUCUCUCACUGUAUAUCAAUCUCCGUGUUCGAUGCAGCUGCUUGGGUUGGCUAACACUCAAGAACGAAGUGACCUUUUUAUGCGCCUGCGCUGUUUAGAAGCUACUCCCUCCGUCCCAAAAAAGUGUUGUACUAAA
This is a messenger RNA of Triticum dicoccoides, 1730 nucleotides long. RefSeq lists its product as uncharacterized. The transcript has 11 exons. The coding region runs from base 1 to 1593 and encodes 530 amino acids. The record is from RefSeq and is a predicted model, not a curated record. NCBI's taxonomy places the organism in Eukaryota, Viridiplantae, Streptophyta, Magnoliopsida, Poales, Poaceae.